Messenger RNA from Rotaria sp. Silwood2, 387 nucleotides. The record is from the annotation of a GenBank genome assembly. NCBI's taxonomy places the organism in Eukaryota, Metazoa, Rotifera, Eurotatoria, Philodinida, Philodinidae.
AUGAAUGAUGAUAAUUCUCGAGUACUUUUAUAUUAUGCAUCAACUGAAACAGUUGUUUCUGCAAGUGAACAAAAUGAGCUUUAUAGACGUUUGAUUGAAAAGAAAAGGGUUGGUGUCUUAAAAAAAAACAAAAUGCUUUUUAAACCCGCUAAAUUACAACGUCAAUCAUCUUUAUGUCAUUCAUAUCAUAUUGCACAUAUUCAUCAUAUAACGUCAUUUCAUAAAACCAAUUUAUCUCAAACAACAACAACAAAACAAGAAUUAUCAUUUAUGAAAACAACAAGUAGUUCAACAAAUUUAACUGAAUUACUUUCAUCAACAUCACUUGUUAUUGCGAGUACAGCAUCAACAUUUUCAUCAUCAGCAGCAAUGAUAGAUAAUAAUUAA